Amoebophrya sp. A120 is the source of this 1345-nucleotide messenger RNA. The record is from the annotation of a GenBank genome assembly. NCBI's taxonomy places the organism in Eukaryota, Dinophyceae, Syndiniales, Amoebophryaceae.
AAGCCUUUCACCUCGGGUAUAAAAUUUGUGUCGUUAUUUCUAGGACCGCGCACCUCGAAGAAGUAGUUCCAAGAAGAACGACCAUGUAUUAUGCCGAUGAGGAACCAGUCCCCAUGGUUUUCUCAAGCGGAAGAUGGCGGCUACGGGAACAAACACCGGGGUCAAGAAUACCAAUGCGAGCGGGCCACGCCUACGUGUGUCCACCUCGCGAAGAGCAGACCCUCGCAGCACGAGCGGAAAUUGUUGCGUUCUAGGGUCGUGGGACGACGGGGGGCUUUCUCUCGAGGACGCUCGGCUGGCGUAGAAAUUUUUCUGCUUGCAGCUGUACUCCACCAGGCAAUUUUAUUCCAAAUGUUAGCUGUGCCGUUUGCUGGAUCUUCUGCGCAUGAUCUCGUGCAGCUUGCAGCAGCUUUGGACGUCGUCGCGGAGCAGAGCAGUAGCAGGUCUUUAGAAAAUGGUAGACUCGUCCGCAAAGAGCCCCCGCCGGUGGAGCUUCAAGUGAGUGGCGAGGAGGAGCUUCGAAUAGAACAGGAUGCAGAAUUCGUAUCAACCACAACUGCUAGUGAAGAAGAUGAACAUCAAGUGUCGAGCUAUAGACACGUUCCAUCAAGAACGAGGACAUCUUCGUCCGGAUCUCCUUCUCCCGCUCCCGCGUCGUCCGUGAAAGUGAAUUCAUCUUCUUCGACGUCAAAAGUACAGUUGCGAGUUGCAACAUCAAGGAAAAAUGGCACAGCGAACAAUUCUACCACGACCGACCAGUACGAGACGCGGGCGACAGCGGAGGAAGCAGUGCCUCGAACAUGAACCACAGGAGGAGCUUCAUCCGCGGGGGAGAGCGAUUCUGUUGCGAUUCUAGCCGGCAUAGUCGCAACCGUCGUGGUGUUCUUUGGUUGCGUUUGCUGUGCCGUGUUGCAGUACGGAGGCGGAGAAGGAGAAAACAACGCAGGAGCUCCUGCGUCGGGGAAAAAAAAGUGGUGGUGGGCGGAGAGCGGUGACAACAACGAUGACGCCGAGUAUUGGGGGGAGGAAGAUUUUUACGACGGAACUGGUGGCGAUUGGAAUGAAAACAAAAAUCACGACCCAGGAGCAAACCACGUCGCCCAUUCCUACGGACUAGAUGAGAAAAAAGCAGGCAAAAUGAGGUUGAAUCUAGUGUCGACACAACGAUGGAGCAAAAACUUCGCGGAGUCGUGACGAAGAAUAGUGAUUGUACUAUAGGUGCGGAUGACGUGGUUUCAGUUCUCGAAAAAUACUCGUGCCGUUUCGACAAGUUUCAGUUUCACUUCACGAACGGAAAGUAGUGCCGUUGUAGCUUUCGGUACGUAAUGAGCUUCAAAGGCUUGUU